Molecule: messenger RNA, 701 nt
Organism: Drosophila elegans
Lineage: Eukaryota; Metazoa; Arthropoda; Insecta; Diptera; Drosophilidae
Product: probable pyruvate dehydrogenase E1 component subunit alpha, mitochondrial
Exons: 2
Coding region: 45-599 (184 amino acids)
Molecular function (GO): oxidoreductase activity, acting on the aldehyde or oxo group of donors, disulfide as acceptor
Source: RefSeq, a predicted model, not a curated record
CUUUGUUCUAUUUCAAAACAGGAUCCAAAAGAAACAACAGGGUCAUGCUCCCCGCUGGAUUAGCAUAUUCCCUUCGUUUUCUGAGGCGCUUGGCUCACUCUUCGUCCGCGGAUCUGCCACGCCCACAGUCCCACAAGGGAACUGAUGAUUCUCUCGCCAAUAAUAAACCUAAGCCCCAAGGCGAAAACGAACUAAAUAAUGAACCGCGAUUCAUACGCCUGCAAAAGGAUUUUGAACUCUAUCAGUUGAUGGAAGGCCCCAAAAUGGUGGUGCCCCUGAAUAAAUGCGAUGCCCUGCGGUAUUAUCGCCAACUGCUGGCCCUUCGUCAUUUGGAAACGGCAGCCUCGAAUCUUUACAAGGAGCGAUUACUACGCGGAUUCUGUCAUUUGAACACUGGCCAAGAGGCUUGUGCCGUGGGAAUUUGGGCCGCGAUGGGGCAACAGGAUAAACUCAUUUCAGGAUAUCGAAUACACGGCUGGGCGUGCAUGAUGGGUGUGUCUGCAAGAAGUAUCCUUGCUGAACUCAACGGACGAACAACAGGCUGUUCUGGCGGAAAAGUUGGCUCCAUGCACAUGUACGGGAGGAAUUUCUAUGGAUAGCACCUCUAUUCGGGCUAUUAUAAAGGAUACUUAAGGAAUGUCCAAGGGCAACCAUUAAAACAUAUAAGAUUGCAAUAACUUAAAUAAAUAACUUAAACCUUC